Molecule: messenger RNA, 2201 nt
Organism: Charadrius vociferus (killdeer)
Lineage: Eukaryota; Metazoa; Chordata; Aves; Charadriiformes; Charadriidae
Gene: LRRFIP2
Product: leucine rich repeat (in FLII) interacting protein 2
Exons: 17
Coding region: 1-1506 (501 amino acids)
Biological process (GO): regulation of DNA-templated transcription
Source: RefSeq, a predicted model, not a curated record
AUGGGAACUCCUGGAUCAGGACGGAAGAGAACUCCAGUGAAAGACAGGUUUUCUGCAGAAGAUGAAGCUCUGAGUAACAUUGCAAGAGAGGCAGAAGCCAGGCUUGCAGCCAAGCGAGCAGCUCGAGCAGAAGCAAGAGAUAUACGUAUGAGAGAGCUGGAGCGACAACAAAAAGAGGAAGAUUCAGAGAGGGCCAGGUAUUCUCACCGGUCCAGUCGACAUUCAUAUUUGGGAGUGGAUGAUGCUUUAAGUCUUCCAAGUAUUAGCAGUUUUAGAAGUCAUGCUUACAGUGAAUCUCAUAAUUCAAAGAAGAAAGCUGCUUAUUCCCAUAAAGAUUUAUUGGCAUCUUUGUGUGGUGAUGGAUUACAUAGCUCGUAUAGUUCUCGGACUCUGGAAGAAAAGAGUGAAAAAUCACAUUCAGAAAUAUUUUCAAGGCCAUCAUCUCGCAAUUCAGUAAGUGUAACUCCUCUGAGCGGCAACUCGUCUAGGAGAGGAAGUGGAGACACGAGCAGUUUGGUGGAUCCUGAUGCCUCCCUCAGUGAAUUACGGGAUUCGCUAGCUGAAGUUGAGGAGAAGUAUAAGAAAGCUAUGGUUUCCAAUGCUCAACUAGACAAUGAGAAAAACAACUUGGUUUACCAAGUGGAUACUCUAAAGGAUGUCAUUGAAGAGAAAGAAGAACAGAUAGCAGAGUACUAUAGGGAGAACGAAGAGAAGUCAAAGGAAUUGGAAAGACAGAAACACACGUGCAGUGUUCUACAGCAUAAGCUGGAUGAACUUAAAGAGGGCCUUCGACAGAGAGAUGAAUUAAUAGAGGAGAAUCAGCGCAUGCAGCAGAAUAUAGACUCCAUAACCAAAGAGGUGUUUGAUCUCCAGGAGACAAUUAAUUGGAAAGAUAAAAAAAUAGGGAAACAUGGAUUAGUUAUAAUUCCAGAUGGCACACCAAAUGGUGAUGUAAACCAUGAGUCGGUGGUUGGUGCAAUAACAGUUGUAUCGCAGGAAGCUGCUCAAGUCUUGGAAUCUGCAGGAGAAGGACCACUAGAUGUCCGGCUACGAAAACUGGCUGGAGAAAAGGAGGAAUUACUGUCCCAGGUUAGAAAACUGAAGAUGCAGUUGGAAGAAGAACGACAGAAAUAUUCUAAAAGCGACGGGAUGAAUCCAGAUAUCAUAGGCUUAGAGAAUGGUUCUGACUUACAGCUAAUUGAAAUGCAAAGAGAUGCCAACAGACAAAUUAGCGAAUACAAAUUUAAGCUUUCAAAAGCUGAACAAGAUAUAACUACCUUGGAACAAAAUAUUGGCCGACUUGAGGGGCAGGUUGCAAGGUAUAAAAAUGCAGCAGAAAAUGCAGAAAAAGUAGAAGAUGAACUCAAAGCUGAAAAGAGGAAACUUCAGCGAGAGUUAAGAACAGCACUGGAUAAGAUAGAAGAGAUGGAGAUGACCAAUAGCCACUUACUGAAAAGGCUGGAGAAGAUGAAGGCAAAUAGGACUGCGCUUUUAUCUCAACAGUGAAGUGGAAACUGAAAAUAUGAUGCACUGCUCCUUGAAUAACUAGCCCUUAGCUUGUUUUUAAAUACAGACUUUCAUUUGGCACAAACUGUUUGAACACGGAGCUGUUCAUUGGUGUUUUAGUUUCAUAAUUAAAUGGCAUACUUUUUGUAACUUAUGAGAGAAUGAAAUUUAGUUUGAAUUCCCAUAUGAAUGACAGCAUUUUUUCUGUAGCAUUUGAUUCUAGAGUCAGAGCUGGAGCACAAUGCUGUAUGUUUGACUUAGCGAUAGAAAAUGUUUUUACAACUGUGGAAUCAAGUUUACUCACGAUCUCUUUUGGCUGCUUUAAUGAUGCUUGAUGCUCAGAGACAACUGCAUGAAUUCAAGAAGACACUGUAUUACUGUAUUAUUAACAUGUAUUUGCUCAAGACAUCACACAGCACAAGUGCCUUUUAUCUGGUGCAAUUUAGACUUCAUUGUUGAAAUAACCUUUGAAAUCAGAUAACGUUUUAUUUUAAGAUACAUUUGGGGUAUUCGCUAAACUUUAUACAUUUUGAAAAUACAUUUUUGUAAAAUAUUUAAAUUUUGUAAGGAAAAAAAGUAAGGACUGUAUAUAAAAAUCUGCUUUUUUUGCAUGGGCACAUCCAAGUUUAGGUAAUUUUGUCAAAUACUAGACCGUGAUACUCUUAGUAUUAAGAGUGCAGAUUUAAAAACUUCUG